AGUUCCCACAGGUGGCCCAGACAGAACCCUCUGAAAAAUACUUCCUGGAGAUAGUUGGAGGUGUGUUGACCCUAACAAACCAACUGAGGGAAAACACCAGCCCUGUGGUGAACCAAAACCCAUGAGAAAACUUUGGGGUGGCAGAGGGGCAUCAUGACCAGCCGGGCUGAAGGUCAGGUGCCCAUGGAACUUCCUCAGAAACACCUCUGGGGCUGAAGAGCCAGAAGUCUCCAGAAGAUUUGACCGGAGGGUGGAGAUCACAUUGAGCUGCUUCUUGAAGCUGUUGAUGGUGGUCUGAUCACAACUGGGGACACACACACACACCUCUGUGUGUUGUUAGCAGGAAACCACAAGCCACUGAAGCUGACUGAGAUGAGAAGAAUCCAUCUAGGGAUGGGAUUGGUUUUUCUUAACUGGGUCCAGAGCUUCUGGUUGCUGCUAGAAGGUUCUUCAACCACAUGCACCCUGGGAUCUGAACAGCUAUGUUGAGAAGCUACUGAAGCCCUCCCUGUAAGGAUGGGGCUGCUGAGCAGCAAGAGGCAGGUCAUCGAGAAGAGCAAGGGCUGGAGCCCCGUGAAGGCCCGCAGCCAGAGCAAGGCUCCCCCGCCCCUUCCUCCCCUGGUUGUUUUCAAUCACCUUACCCCUCCGUCUCCUAAUCAGGACCCAGAUGAAGAGGAGCAUUUUGUGGUGGCCCUGUUUGACUAUGCUGCUGUGAAUGACAGGGACCUUCAGGUGCUAAAGGGAGAGAAGCUCCAGGUCUUGAAGAGCUCUGGAGACUGGUGGUUGGCCAGGUCACUCGUCACCGGAAGAGAAGGCUAUGUUCCCAGCAACUUUGUGGCCCCAGUAGAGACCCUGGAAGUAGAAAAAUGGUUCUUCAGGACCAUCAGCCGGAAGGAUGCUGAGAGGCAGUUGCUGGCUCCGAUGAACAAGGCUGGCUCCUUUCUCAUCAGAGAAAGCGAGAGCAAUAAAGGUGCCUUUUCCUUGUCCGUGAAAGAUGUCACCACCCAGGGGGAGGUGGUCAAGCACUAUAAGAUCCGCUCACUGGACGACGGAGGCUAUUACAUCUCCCCCCGGAUCACCUUUCCUUCCCUCCAGGCCCUGGUGCAGCACUAUUCGAAGAAAGGGGACGGUUUGUGUCAGAAGUUGACCCUGCCCUGUGUGAACCCGGCACCGAAGAACCUCUGGGCCCAAGAUGAAUGGGAAAUCCCCAGGCAGUCUCUCAAGUUGGUCCGGAAACUUGGGUCUGGGCAGUUUGGCGAAGUCUGGAUGGGUUAUUACAAAAAUAACAUGAAGGUAGCCGUCAAGACCCUAAAGGAAGGGACCAUGUCCCCAGAAGCUUUCCUGGGCGAGGCCAACGUGAUGAAAACCCUGCAGCAUGAGAGGCUGGUCCGUCUCUACGCUGUGGUCACCAGAGAGCCCAUUUACAUCGUCACUGAAUACAUGGCCAGAGGAUGCUUGCUGGAUUUUCUCAAGACCGAUGAAGGUAGCAGGUUGUCCCUUCCAAGGCUGAUUGACAUGUCAGCCCAGGUUGCAGAAGGGAUGGCUUACAUAGAGCGCAUGAAUUCCAUCCACCGUGACCUGCGGGCAGCCAACAUCCUGGUGUCUGAGACCUUGUGCUGCAAAAUCGCUGACUUUGGCUUGGCCAGGAUCAUCGACAGUGAAUACACUGCCCAAGAGGGGGCCAAGUUCCCCAUCAAGUGGACUGCCCCGGAGGCCAUCCACUUCGGGGUGUUUACCAUCAAGGCGGAUGUGUGGUCCUUCGGAGUCUUGCUGAUGGAGAUCGUCACAUACGGGCGUGUUCCCUACCCAGGAAUGAGCAACCCCGAGGUCAUCCGUAGCCUGGAGCAUGGCUACCGAAUGCCGUGCCCGGAGACGUGUCCACCAGAGCUGUACCAUGACAUCAUCACUGAGUGCUGGCGAGGCCGGCCGGAGGAGCGGCCUACCUUUGAGUUCCUGCAGUCCGUGCUGGAGGACUUCUACACAGCCACGGAGGGCCAAUAUGAGCUGCAGCCCUAGCACCCAAUGGGCUCUUCAGGGCUCCCAGCCUGAGCUUCCUGCUGGACUCUGACUUUAGGUUAAUAUGUUCACAUUUAGCUCUUCUUCCAAACCAGGUAGGCUGCAGAGUCAGGGUGGAGUGGCAUGCCUGCUUCUCAAGUGAGGGAGCCAGGAGACAAAGAUGGCUUCACGGUGGGGCAUGAACUCUCAAGGCACAACCUUGGCCCACCCUUCACUGGAUGUAUGCCUUUGGGCAGGUUACUUAGCUGCUCUGUGUCUUUUAUUCCUUGGUAAAAUGAGGAAGGACUGUGUUAGAACUUACCUCCAGUCGUGUUCAGACCCGGGACUAUGUUGAGAUCAGUCUGACCCGUUAGCGAUAGACAGUCAUAACUGAGAGGGCAGCUGCUGGCAAGGGAUCAGAGCUCCCUUUUCUCUCACCUUGAAAGCCUCAACAGCAAGUGCCUCCCUGUUUACUGCUCCAGAACUAUGGGUCAAUCCUCCAGGUAGCCCUGGCUGUGCGUCACCGUCCUCCCCAUCCCUGCCUGCACACUUUGGGGCUUUUCUAUAAUAAAGUCAUGAGAGUUUUACCUUUUCCCAGGUCUUUACCUGUUUGACACAAUCAGAUGUGGCACAUGAGAUAUGUGUAGGAGGUGGGGAGCAACUUGCUCCCACACCCCUCCGCAAAGGACUCUGAGCACGACUGACACUGUCUUUCCUGGGCAGCAGGUGGCGAUCUCACCCCACAAACCCUGUGUCUGAGACUCCGUGGAAGCAAGCACCUUGAAUUCCAAGUUUCCCUAAGAACUUGGACAGAAAGCCAUGAGAUGGGGCAGUGAUCGCUCCAAGUGUGGACACUCAAGUGUGUCACCUGUUUUUUUUUGUCUCCCAUUCAUCCUGUUUUGUUUUUAUAGGAGGGGUGGGGUGGGGCUUAAGCUUAUAGAAAAAUAAGUAGAAAGGGUCCAGUCUCCACAAGCCCUCAACCCUUUUAGAUGCCAGCACCUUGUAAUAGUGAGCCCACUUGCUCCUCCAGAGGGGCUGGGAUCAACACACUUCACACCUGGGUUCACACCCUACACUCCGUGUUCCACCAAAGCAUAAGAUCCAUCAAGACCAAAUUAUACAGAGUAGUCUUCCUGGCCCCGGAAUCCCCCAGUAUCUCCCCCUGUGUUGAGGUUACAGACACCCACACUCAUGUUUGGCAUUUUGCAUGAGCACUGGGGAUUCAAACUCAGGUCCUCAUGUGUGCCGGGCAAGCGUUCUCUCGGAGCCCUAUCUACAAGCCUGUGUUCCGUAUUUAAACGUCCCCCGCUGGCUGCCCAGGAUUUUGGCAGCUGAGCUGAGUGAGCUCCUGAGGGAUACUAUUUUCCAGGAAUUCUGGCUCCAUGUGACCUCCCACGGCUUUUCCCAGCUCUGCUGCAGAGAUGACAUCAAAGGCUGGCUUACUCUGCACAGCAGAGGACUUUUCUCCUGGCCAGGCGACGCUGGAUCCUAGCAGGCGACUCGGGAUCCUAGUAUAAACCAGGAAGAGUUCUCACCACAAGGAGUCGCACUUUGCCCGCGCUGAAUGAAUAAAAGUUCCUAUGUGUUAUA
Mastomys coucha (southern multimammate mouse) is the source of this 3585-nucleotide messenger RNA. RefSeq names its product BLK proto-oncogene, Src family tyrosine kinase (gene Blk). The record is from RefSeq and is a predicted model, not a curated record. NCBI's taxonomy places the organism in Eukaryota, Metazoa, Chordata, Mammalia, Rodentia, Muridae. Gene Ontology annotation, cellular component: extrinsic component of cytoplasmic side of plasma membrane. Bases 517 to 2016 code for a protein of 499 amino acids. Gene Ontology annotation, molecular function: ATP binding; signaling receptor binding; non-membrane spanning protein tyrosine kinase activity. Gene Ontology annotation, biological process: cell differentiation; innate immune response; protein phosphorylation. The transcript has 13 exons.